Messenger RNA from Cryptomeria japonica (Japanese cedar), 2703 nucleotides. Its product is annotated as protein NRT1/ PTR FAMILY 6.4. Gene Ontology annotation, cellular component: membrane. Gene Ontology annotation, molecular function: nitrate transmembrane transporter activity. Gene Ontology annotation, biological process: oligopeptide transport; response to nitrate; transmembrane transport. Lineage: Eukaryota; Viridiplantae; Streptophyta; Pinopsida; Cupressales; Cupressaceae. The record is from RefSeq and is a predicted model, not a curated record. The transcript has 7 exons. Bases 371 to 2206 code for a protein of 611 amino acids.
UUUAAAAACUUUGUCCUGCUUAUAAGUAGAGUCGUUAUCCUGUUGGAGUCGAUCAAGUUGAUAAAUGUUUGGAAUUAUUUUGUUUGAGUUGGUUUAGGAAUCUUUCCUUAAUUGAUGAAUGGAAUAGUUCUAUUGUGCUGGUCUUAUGUUAGAAAGCUUCCCCUACCUUUGAAGCGGUCUCCACCUGGUGAAUAGGCUCCUCAAUUACCUGAACUUGAUCUAUGCUCCCAAAUUCCUGUUACAAAAUGAAUAACAGAUAGAAAAAACCCAAAGCAACCAGAUGAACCAAAAGACAAUCAAAACUGCAAACUGAACAAACGCCUGACACAAUCUUUUGCACCUUCACAACCUUAUUGAAGGGAUUUUUAAAAUGGAGGAAGAACAGAAUUUAUCUAAGUUUGCCAGUGAUGGAGAGCUGGACAAGAAAGGAAAUCCAGCAGACAAGUCUAAGACUGGUGGAUGGUCUGCAGCUUCCAUUAUUUUAGGAGCGGAACUUUCAGAGAGAAUGUGUGUCAUAGGCAUAUCAUCAAACCUGGUUACUUACUUGGUUGGGAAGUUGCAUCUUUCAAAUGCAGACGCAGCAAAUGUUGUCACUAAUUUUAUGGGAACCCUGUAUCUGUUAUGCUUAUUUGGAGGAUUUAUAGCAGACUCGUUGCUUGGCCGUUUCAAGACAAUUGCAAUAUUUGGCACAAUUCAAGCUCUGGGAGUUGGUUUACUGGCCUUUUCGACCUCACUACCAAGUUUGCAACCUCCAGCAUGCAAAGAUAGCCACCAGUUUUGUAUUCAAGCGAGUGGGAGAAUGAUGGCCUUUCUCUAUGCCUCUCUUUAUAUCACUGCUUUUGGUGUAGGAGGGGUGAAAUCCAACGUUUCAGGAUUUGGGUCAGACCAGUUUGACAAUGAGGAUCCCAAGGAACAGAGAAAAAUGAUCUAUUUCUUCAACAGAUUCUAUUUCUGCAUCAGCAUUGGCUCCUUGUGUGCAGUCACAGUGUUAGUGUACAUACAGGACAAUAUAGGAAGAGGGUGGGGAUAUGGAAUCCCUGCAGGGAGCAUGAUUUUGGCAGUGGCACUAUUGCUUGGGGGCUCAUACAUAUAUAGAUACAGAAAACCUGGAGGAAGCCCUCUCACACAAAUAGCCCAAGUCCUUGUUGCAGCAUGGAGAAAUAGGAGAAUGAGUUUGCCUCCUGAUCCAAGUCUCCUCAAUCAGGAUGGAUAUGCCAACACCAUGGAUCCUACCAAAAGAAGAAACCUUCACACCAACCAAUUCCUGUGCCUAGACAAGGCCGCCAUAUUGGAUCCGGACAUGGUCGAAAGUUCAAAAAGUGGCCCAUGGAAGAUGGCCACUGUAACUCGGGUGGAAGAAGUCAAGAUGGUACUCAGAUUGCUGCCUAUUUGGUCUACUUGCAUCAUGUUCUGGACAGUCUACUCCCAGAUGACAACAUUCUCAGUAGAGCAAGCCGAUACCAUGGACAGAAGAAUCGGAUCCUUCAAGAUUCCAGCAGCUUCCUUGCAAAUAUUUUUAGUAGGAAGCAUUAUGCUCUUCACGAUUUUAAGUGAGAAGGUCAUCGUUCCCUACUUGAGGCGCUUGACAGGAAAGGCGUAUGGAAUCAGCAGCCUUCAGAGGAUAUCUGUGGGUCUGGUUUUAUCAAUAGUUGCCAUGUUGGCAGCUGCUUUAGUGGAGAAGAAACGCCUGGAUACAGCAAAACAAUAUGGACUGACCCAAAAGCGAAAUGCUACUCUUCCGAUCAGUGUGUAUUGGUUAGUCCCACAGUUUUUCCUGGUGGGUGCAGGGGAAGCCUUUGCCUAUGUUGGUCAGCUUGAAUUCUUCAUCAAGGAAUCUCCAGUCACUAUGAAAUCAAUGAGCACGGGCCUUUUUCUGAGCACACUUUCUCUGGGCUUCUACUGGAGCAGCCUCUUGGUCACCAUGGUCAAUAAGGUCACCAAACAUGGGAAGAACAGGGGUUGGCUUCCAAGCAACCUGAACAUUGGAAGAUUAGAUUACUUCUAUUGGCUUCUUGCAGUUUUGAGUGUCAUCAACCUUGCAAUAUUCUUCUUGUUUGCCCGCUGGUAUAAGUACAAAGAGGAAUGGGGAAGCAAUGGAGAGGAUCGGAACUCAUCCAAUAUGAAGGAAUUGAACACAAGUCUGGAGAAAACAAAAACUGAAGAGCUUGAAGUUUAUGUAGAUGUCCUGAGUCAUACAAAAUUGUAAAAGUUUUCUGUAUCAUCGGAAAUAAGUUCUGAAGAAAAUGUAGCUGCAGAAAAGUUAUUUCUGCAAUAUCUUCAAGGAUAAGCAGCGAUUUUUCACGCUACAGACUAGCCAUCAGGGUCAUAGGGUCUUAAUGGGAGCAUAAAGUAGGGACUUCUUAAGUUUUCCAUGUAAAAAUAAUGUUCAGUUUUUUACCUCUCUGGAUGAGAAUACUUAUCUACACCAUUAGACAACAUCUUUAAGAGGUAAACGCUCAUCAUCUAGCAGUCGAAACAGAAACAUAGAAGCACAUAUGAAGUAUGCAAGGUCCGUGUAAGAUCAAAUAGAAGUUGAAGACGGAAUAGCUCUGUUGUGCCAGGUGUUUUAAUCACAAAAAAUUUCAUUGCAAUUCUUAGGCUAUUGUCCUGGGGACUUGUUUUCAGAUUAAUAGGCCAACUGAUUGUUCUCAAUGUUUCCAACUGAGUAGAAGAUGAUCGAAGAUGGACUGUGUUUUCAGUUAA